AUGACGUGGCACAAGGGGUUGGAGAGGCAAAGAGUCAUUCCUCCUGUCAGUGCUGUCCUGGCCGUGAAGAAGGCGCACUCGGCGUCGAUUCUUGGAUUCUAUUUCGGCACCGUGCUGCUAUGGGCCAUCCAAACCCAGCUUCUCUCACAGAUUAUCGCGAACGGAGUCGCCUUGAUUAUGACUGACAGACACAAAUCGAAAAUCUUGAAAUGGGUCCUCUUCGGCCUGAUCACGACUGUCAACAUCUCCGUCUUUUGCAUCUGGAUUCCCGCCCACAUGCCGAAUGCUCAUCACACAUGGGUUACCCUCAACAAUAUCUGGGAAAGGGUGGAGAAGAGCUUUUUCCUUAUCCUGGACCUCUCACUCAACUUAUACUUCUUGCAUUUGGUGCGGUCUCGGCUUAUCAGUGGUGGUCUGACAAAGUACUGGCGGCUGUGGAAGUUCAACGCGGGCAUUGUCGUUGUUUCGUUGUCGAUGGAUGUGUUGCUUCUUGGAUUGCUGAGCUAUCCUGAUCCUUAUGUCUACGUCCAAUUCGCACCCCUCGCAUACAUCGUCAAGCUACACAUCGAGCUCACCAUGGCCGUCCUCAUCUCGAAAGUCGUCAAGAGCAGCGGCAAAGAACGGUCUGAUGAAUGGUAUCCCAGCAGUAAUCAAGCAACUCGUCCGCAUCCCGGCAGUCAUCGGGAUAGCGCGUUCCCUGGCUCUAUGAAGAUGAAUACCCUGAUCUCGGGGAGAACUGUCGAUGAGCCGGCUGAUGGCCAUCAUGGCCCGGGGAUUAUGAGGACGGUGGUGACGGAAGUGAGGACUGAGAGUGGUGAUGAGAGUCAGGAGGAGUUGGUUAAUGUGGAGCGGUUGUCGCAGUGA
Aspergillus wentii DTO 134E9 is the source of this 864-nucleotide messenger RNA. RefSeq lists its product as uncharacterized. The record is from RefSeq and is a predicted model, not a curated record. Lineage: Eukaryota; Fungi; Ascomycota; Eurotiomycetes; Eurotiales; Aspergillaceae. The transcript is spliced from 3 exons. Bases 1 to 864 code for a protein of 287 amino acids.